Molecule: messenger RNA, 4977 nt
Organism: Melopsittacus undulatus (budgerigar)
Lineage: Eukaryota; Metazoa; Chordata; Aves; Psittaciformes; Psittaculidae
Gene: ZBTB46
Product: zinc finger and BTB domain containing 46
Exons: 11
Coding region: 503-2902 (799 amino acids)
Biological process (GO): regulation of transcription by RNA polymerase II
Molecular function (GO): protein binding; DNA-binding transcription factor activity, RNA polymerase II-specific; RNA polymerase II cis-regulatory region sequence-specific DNA binding
Source: RefSeq, a predicted model, not a curated record
CGGAGUGACCGACGGAGCCCCGAGCUCCGGCCGCUCCCACACCGCGCUCUCCUCCAUGGGGCUCAGCUGGUAAUUUCUGCUGCGUCAACACCCAGCUCAAGGGAGAGGAGAAGAGACAAGGGGGCAUUUUAACAGCAGCUCCACUUGCAAGAGCCAAGCCUCAAUCCCGGCUCCAGCAUUCAAACCCUUUCCCCCCCCCCAACCCCAUUAAAAACCAGCAUCCGUGCAAGUUGGACCAAGAGUUUGUCAGGAGUGUGGUUCCAAACUGCUUGGGAGAAAAGGGAUGAGGACAUCUGAUGAGCCCUUUGGAGGUUGUCAGCAGAGCCCAUUCUCCUCUCUUCAUUAAAACAUGCACUUGCCAGCUGUGAAACAUCACGACAUUUAUUGUUGCUAACAGGAAACAUUUUCAACUGUUGUUCUCCCCUUCUCCUACAAGAGGUCCCAGCAGUGCUAUCGGAAGGUCAAGGACUGCUGCACUACCUGUGCUGCCCUAGGGCUGUUGAUGUCCUCAGCUGUUGUAGGAGAAACACCAGACCUGGAACCCAGUUUGUUACUGGACCUGUGGAAGAGGAAACACAAAGAUCUCCAGAUGAAUAACCGCAAGGAAGAUAUGGAGAUCACGUCCCACUACCGGCACCUGCUGCGGGAGCUGAAUGAGCAGAGGCAGCAUGGCAUCCUCUGCGAUGUCUGCAUCAUAGUGGAGGGCAAGAUAUUCAAGGCUCACAAAAACGUUCUGCUUGGGAGUAGUCGUUACUUCAAAACGCUCUACUGCCAGGUCCAGAAGACCUCUGACCAGGCCACUGUCACCCACCUGGACAUCGUGACUGCACAAGGCUUUAAAGCCAUCAUUGACUUCAUGUACUCGGCACACCUCGCGCUGACCAGCCGCAAUGUCAUUGAGGUGAUGUCAGCUGCGAGUUACCUGCAGAUGACAGACAUUGUCCAGGCCUGUCACAACUUCAUCAAAGCAGCUCUUGACAUAAGCAUCAAGUCUGAUGCUUCGGAUGAUCUCGUUGAUUAUGAGCUUGGAGCCCCCUCCAGCAGCAGUACGGAUGCUCUGAUCUCAGCAGUGGUGGCUGGCAGGAGCAUAUCUCCCUGGUUAGCGCGGCGCACGAGCCCUGCAAACUCCUCUGGAGACUCAGCCAUUGCCAGCUGCCAUGAAGGAGGGAGCAGCUAUGGCAAAGAGGAUCAAGAACCAAAACCAGACAGCCACGAAGACAUUUCAUCCCAGUCUCUUUGGUCUAGUGACAUGGGCUAUGGCUCUUUACGGAUCAAGGAGGAACAGGUUUCACCGUCGCAUUACGGAGGGAGUGAACUGCAUUCUGGCAAGGAUAGUGCAAUACAGACUGUGUUCUCAGAGCAAGGAGUAGGGGAUGGCUGGCAGCCCACAGGGCGCAGGAAGAACAGGAAAAACAAAGACACUGUGAGGCAUAUCACACAGCAAGUGGAGGAGGACAGCAGGGCAAGCUCUCCAAUGCCAUCAUUCUUACCUGCUUCAGGAUGGCCCUACAGCAGUCGAGACCCCAGUGCUGAGGUGCCAGAGCCCAGCAGCUCAGAGAGCAGAGCAGAGCGCUCGGAGCCCUACAGCAGCAUGGAGGACACCCUCCUCCCCAGCGAGAGCACCUACAUCCCACAGCCACUGACCCCGGACAAGGAGGAUGUGCUGCAGGCUGCCACCGUGGCCAACCUGCGGGCGGCUCUCAUGAGCAAGAACAGCCUCCUGUCCCUCAAAGCCGACAUGCUGGGCGAGGACAGCUCCCUGCUCUUCGAGUACCUGCCCAAAGGCACCCACUCGCUCUCUCGGCCUGGCACCAACUUGAAUCGUCCAAGGGGCGAAAGUGAUGGCAAAGUGGAAGCCCCAUCUCCCCCGCUGCCUUCAUCACACCUUGCCACUCAGAGCCCCCCCGAGGCCUGCUCCUCUGGUGGCAUGUCACCAGAGACCGGGGCAAAAGGAGAGGUGCCUUCCUCCACACAGGCCGCUUAUGAUGGACUUUUAGCCCUUUGGCAGUUUGAUAACUCUGAUUCAGAUACGAGUUUCUCCAGAUCCGAAGACAUGGAUGGAACCACUGAUGGCCUCUCCCAGGAUCCCAGCCUGGCCAAGAGGCUGACCUGUGGUUUCUGCAGGAGGGUUUUCCAGCAUGCUGAAGAGCUGAAGGAGCACAUCCAUGAGCAUGCCUUCUCCAUGCUUUUCCCAUUGGACUUGGUUGACUGCCCCCGGCCGGGCCUCACUGACAGAGUGCUUCCCAAUCCGCUCUCCCGCUUCCAGUGCUCCCAGUGCCCUGCCACCUUCACUCUGAAAUCCAACAUGGAUCGGCACGAGAAGACCAUCCACUUCCACUUCAACGAGUUCACGGUCAUCAGGAAGAAGUUCAAGUGCCCCUACUGCAGCUUUUCAGCCAUGCACCAGUGCAUCCUGAAGAGACACAUGCGAUCCCACACGGGAGAGAGGCCCUAUCCCUGUGAGAUCUGUGGGAAGAAGUUCACGCGCCGGGAGCACAUGAAGCGACACACGUUGGUCCACAGCAAAGACAAGAAGUACGUGUGCAAAGUGUGCAACCGGGUGUUCAUGUCAGCAGCCAGCGUGGGGAUAAAGCAUGGCUCCCGGCGCCACGGUGUGUGUGCCGACUGCUCUGGCCGAGGCAUAGCCGCUCACCUGGACCACAACGGGGGAGAAGGCUCUCCAGAUGAGUGCUACCCAGGGGAAGGGCAGUACAUGGAAGACCCGGAUGACAUCAAAGUGGAAGGAGACGAGGAGAUGGGAGACGACGAUGACAUCAAGUGGAAGGAUGACGUGGGAAUGUCACAGGAUGAUGUGAUCUUAGAUGACGACAAAGACGUCGACUCUCCGCAGGAGCAGGACAACUCUGGGGAGAACGACAAGGAUUUUACCUGGAUUUCUUAGGGAUUCCUUUGUUUGUUGGGUUUUUUGUUCCGCUCUCUUGUUUGUAGGGGGAGGGAGGGUGGGAAGGAAGGAGAAAAGAAACUUACGUAGCCUUGUUGUCGUCCAUGUGUGCAAAAUAACUCUUGUGUUUUCUAAACCAGUCCUUGUCCCGCUCGGAUGCUCUUAGCAGGGUCAUUCCCAGUGGCACCACUGGCUUCACCUUCCCCCUUCUCCCUCCAGCACCAGCCCCGGCUGCAGCCAUCGGGGUGAUGAGGUGAGGGUGUGAGCACUGCAUGGUGGAGCCUGGGUGAAGCACGAGUCCUCCCUCCCUUGCCACCCUGCGUGGGGAGAGCUGUGUCCAAAGCAGGUUGUUCUCAUGGUGGUUGGGUCUUUGUUCCUUUCCUUUGUUCUGUUUAACACCUUGUCUGUUGCUGAGAUCCCAGCAGCGGUGGGAUUACAGCUGGUGUUGUGGAAGCAGGUUGAUGGAUGUGUUGGAGGGCUGCCCUUGGUGAUACAGGCCUUUGGCAAAGCUACUGGAAUUGAGUUCUAAUUGUUGUUUAUGGAGCCAAAUAGAUCAAAAGGCAAGUCAGAGCCUUAUGGAUUCUUCUCUUGGACUCUCAGCUUCCAAAAGAAUCACCAUCAAACAGAGGAAGAUGAUGACAUUUCUUGGGCCUGCAGGUGUCAUACUCACAUCCUGUCUUCCAGCCUUGGUUAUCCACGGGCGCUGCGAUGCGUAUUGGUGCUUCCAGAAGCACCAUCUGCUGUAGAGGACACAGGUAAUUCUCUACCUGUUGUUCUUCCCCUUUGCUCAGCUGCCUUUUCACAGAUAUAUGCAAACCAUAGCAAAAACAUUGGCAAAGUGCAGGAGGAGCUGGGAAAGGCUGAGGGGAGGAGAUCCUAGGUGGGUGGAAAUCCUGCUCCUCACAUCCUGUAGGUGUUCAUGGGGGCAGGAUUCCACCUGGGUCCAUUGCUCUUCCUCCCACAGUUACAUGCAUCACGAGUAGGCAGGACUCCUGUUGAAUCCAUGCCAACCCCUUCAGCUUUAGCUGCACUGGGUCUGUGUAUAGUUUCAAAUAAACCUAAUUUACUGUAACUAAGAGCCAGGUUUCUCUCCCAGCAUCUCCAGAGAGACUGGGACUGCUCCAGGUGGUUGCAUUCUCCUUGUUCCUACCGGCCUCUUGCCUUCUCCCACUUACACCUGAAUGACAGCAGCAAAGCACCAUUGGAAGCAUCUCGCUCCUGAGCUGGUUUUUACCCUUCCCCUCUUUGCUUCUGGUGCUCUUUGACAUGACAAAGCUGACGACCUCACCCUUCCCUUGCCACAGAGCAGUUCUAUGCCCUGCCUGUGACUGUGGCUCUGCCACAGGAGACAACCUGUUACCAGAAAGCCAAAUGACUCACGGUGCUAUUUUCCCCCUGUGGUGGGAUAGGUGAGCCCAGUGGGAUGGAGGAUGUUCCUGCAGGUCUGGUGGCCCUUAGUGGAAAGCCUGGUUCCAUCCGGUGAUGGAAGUACCCAGUGUCUUGUACAGUAAACCCCAGUAAAGCAAAUGGUCUUGAAGGACUGGAGCCACUCAGUGCCAGGGUUUGAUGGAGUGUGGUGGGAGCCUCAAUCCUGGCACCUGCAGUAGCUUCAUUGACUCCCUGAUUUCAGUCACAUCCUGGGUUUGUGGCUUUAUUCCUCUCUCUGCUCCUCAGUUCCUUGCAGAAUUCCCUUUACUGGGAGUCUCCAGCAGCUCCUGAUCUGUUGCUUUGGGUGCACACUGGGGUUUGGAGACACAGGUCUUCCCUAAAGUCCUCUGUUGGGCUCCAUGAGGCCACGUGAGCACCAUGGGCUGCUGCUCCUUAGGAUUGAAGCAGUUAAGUGGGACUUGUUGCUUUGGGGCAGGGAGAAGGGGUCACCCUCCUCUUUAAGCACUCACAGAGCGGAAGGGUCACACUGAAGCAUCUUAAACCCCUCAUUUUCCAUGUUAGCUUCUUGUAAAUCCCUCCUCCCAUAGCUAAAGGGACAUAAACACCCCAGAACAGGACAACUGGACCCCUGGAUGCUGCUUUUCCAGUGGUUGGGGGGUCCUGGAGCAAGGUUGUUGGUUCCUUAC